Messenger RNA from Exophiala xenobiotica, 2388 nucleotides. RefSeq lists its product as uncharacterized. The record is from RefSeq and is a predicted model, not a curated record. The coding region runs from base 144 to 2186 and encodes 680 amino acids. The transcript has a single exon. Gene Ontology annotation, cellular component: site of double-strand break. NCBI's taxonomy places the organism in Eukaryota, Fungi, Ascomycota, Eurotiomycetes, Chaetothyriales, Herpotrichiellaceae.
GGACCUCAACUGCUAUUAAUGUAGACAGACUUAUGCCUUCCAUCAGGACUUCCACCACAUUCACGCGACAUGUGAUGCUGGAAGUCUGUUACAACAUGUCUACCCUCACCACUUCCACAACAUUGCCGUAGUGCGACAACGCCAUGUCGACCUCCCUCAUGCACGCCCCGCCCUUUGGUCAGGGUGCCUCCCCCUCGGGCAAGUCGACCUUGACUCAGCAAUUUGAGCGGACAAGCGAGCCAGUGGCUCAGCGCGGCUCUCCCCCCGGCAAGUCAACCUUGACCCAGCAGAUCGAACGCCGGGACGACGGCGAACGAACUCCCAGAUCCUCGAAGACGCCAUUCACAUGCUCACCCAAACCUCGCUCGCUCUCCGACGCUCCGAAACCUGUCCUGUCUCCCUCACCAGCCUUCCGAGAGCCUUCACGGCGAGUGUCAAAAGAUGACUCGGUCAUUACCGACCCUUCCACUCCGACCAGACCUCCCCAUCAUAUUCGCGGUCUGAGUCUGCAUAUGCCUGCGAAAGAUGGGUCGGAUAGCAACUCUGGUGCGGGUAUCCCACGCAUACCUCUGUCGCCGAAGCUGGAUUCGUCACAGAUAUAUGGUUCUCCAUCUUCCAUGCUCCCAAGAAGAUCCCGUGGCCUGGAUUACACCCGAGCGUGCACCAGUCUGCAUCAGACCACUUUGGCAGAGGCAUCACCAGAUGCUUCACCCAAUAUUGGCAGAGGCAUACAGAUACCUGCAAGACGAAGCUUAGCAAACAAUGUGCUUGACUCACCAAGCAACCAAAACGGUCCGUGGUCUUUGUCACACGAACGGACAAACUUGUCAAGCUCUGUCAGCAGUAUUAAUAUGCUUGGAUCUGAUUCAGAGACGGACGCCGAUACAGAUUCGGAUGACAUGGCCAUUGAUCGGGAACUCGACGAUGCUAUCCUCAACACACCCGCCGCAUCAAGACUCAAUGCAGGGGCGACGAUCGGACUGAUGAACAGUCCGGGGCUGGAGUGGAUGAACAACACCCAACCUUCGCCCGCACAAGCAAGUCUAAUGAGUUUCCAGCCACAUUUGAUGAGCUUUAGGAGGGCUCGGAUACGAAAAGGCAAGAGUCAACAUAGUUCAAGCAGUGUCAGCAUGAACAGCUCCAAGCCAUCCCCAGGGCCAUUGUCACCAGGCGUAUUGAAGAGCGUUGAGAGCGCGGGUGGCAGUUAUUUUGGUAUGGGGUUAACCAAACAACAAGUCCAGUCUCGGCGGGAAAGCCUGAGUUUGGGUACAAACGAUCUCCACUUGUCGGACAGUGAAGACAACAACACCAGCAAAACUGGCAAUCGCGCGUCGCUAUCAGACAUGGACGGUUUUGAAGGCCCACGAGGGGUCAUCAGACGUGCCGUUACUCGGAGAAGUAAUCUGCUUCCAAAGCCAAAGGGUUUUGCACGAAUCCGUGCCCAGCUUUUGGAGGAGGCAGAACCUACCAAAACCGAACUUCGACGCGAGGCGGAAGUCAUUCGACAAGUCCAAGAGAAUGAUCCGACAGUGUCGCAAAAUACCUCCCCGAUUAUCCCGUCGAACAAUAACUUCACAGCCGAGCCGGUGCAGGACUCUAUUGAAGACAUAGCAAUGGAUGCAACAGUUUCGCUUCCGCCUGAUAGCUUCAGUCGUCAAGCAGAGAGGAAUUCGGGGGGAGUGCAAUUCUGGAACGGGUUUGAUGGUCAUGGGCGGUUCAGGACUCCCCCACCAGGCUUGCUACCUCGCGAGAGCUCAUCGGCCGUUAGCGACGAGGCUAUGGACACUCCAGGCUCUUUACUCAUCGACAACCCGGCUCUCAAGCACUUCAACCGUUCGAGAUCCAGGUCGGUUACCCCGCUUGCAAAUUAUCCACCAACUGCUGGAGAGGUCGCGCGCCGCGUUAACAACAAGCGACGUCGGGAAGAAGACUUCGAUCCCUCGUACAGUAAGCGCCGCGCGGUGUCUCCUGGUAUGAGCGUCCAGAGCAGCCCUGUGCUUCCACAGAGUCCCAUCUUCACCAACGACAAGGCAUGGUCGAAACUGCCACCAAAAGCGAAUGGUCAGGGUCCGGGUGAUCGCAGCAACAGUGCAGGCAGUAUGAAUGGCAUGAAUGGCUCGAAGAAGGUCGGGUUGCAAGGCAUGACCGAGACCAACGAAGGCAUGAUGAGUAUGAGUAUUGAUUGAUCUUCUGGAGAUGAUGGUCUGAACAACAACAGUAGCGAGGCGUUCGGGGGAAGGUCUAUGGACACUUUCUAUAUUCUGCCUGCUUUUCGGGAGUCACUUCCUCCACGAUAUGGUAGCUUGUGUCAGGUGAUGAUUACAAUCGGAAAGUUACGAUGACUUGGUGUUGUGCUCAUUUCUACGCUGUACGUGAAAUGCCUCUGCU